GGACCUUUUUACUCGAGACACGAGGACUCGAGAGCCGUCUCGAUCCAUCUCGCCUGCUUGCUCUUGCGAGCUACUACUCCUCCGUAGCAUAGAGAAUCGGCCAUCGAGUGAGCAGGCUGCGUGCAGAUCCGAUCCGACCGAACCCAGCAGGCAGCUGCCUCGCGCCGCAAAGCCCGAGCUCAAGCCGCUCGAUCAUGGCGGCGGCACCGGCGCAGCAGAAGAUGAUGGUGGCGAUCGACGACAGCGAGUGCAGCCAGUACGCGCUCGAGUGGGCCCUGCGGAACCUCGCGCCCGGCCGCCUCGUCCUCCUCACCGUCCAGCCCUACGCCCCCCUCGGCUACAUCCCCGCCGCCGCCGGCUCCCCGCUUGGCCCUUCGGUUGUGUCCCCGGAGCUCAUCAGGUCGGUGACCGAGCACCAGCGGCAGCUCGCUCAGGCGCUGGUCGAUAAGGCCAAGGCCAUCUGCGCCGACCACGGGGUAGAUGCAGAGACCAUCAUCGAGGUGGGUGAACCCAAGGAAACCAUAUGCGAAGCUGCAGAGAAGCUGAAUGUCGAUCUGCUCAUCCUGGGAAGCCACAGCCGUGGGCCAAUACAGAGGUUUUUCCUUGGCAGUGUGAGCAACUACUGUACCCACCAUGCGAAAUGCCCGGUCCUUGUCGUCAAGAAGAAAGAAUGAACUCUGCUCUUUCCUGUACAUGGUGUGAAGAACCCUUGAUAUCUGUCUGUGCGUGUUAUUCUUCAUAGUAGCCACUAUAGCUAUUUUGCAUAUAAAUAAAGCUGAAUACCAAUUUGAAUGCGCUAUGUAUUCUGCCAUUUUCAUGAACCAGUUGCAUAUAAAUAAAGGCUUUUAGCAAUUUGAACCCUGUAUGUAUUGUGCCAUCAUGUACAUUAACCAUUUUGUUGAAACAAAU
Molecule: messenger RNA, 909 nt
Organism: Brachypodium distachyon (stiff brome)
Lineage: Eukaryota; Viridiplantae; Streptophyta; Magnoliopsida; Poales; Poaceae
Product: universal stress protein A-like protein
Exons: 4
Coding region: 195-674 (159 amino acids)
Source: RefSeq, a predicted model, not a curated record